Molecule: messenger RNA, 816 nt
Organism: Aspergillus bombycis
Lineage: Eukaryota; Fungi; Ascomycota; Eurotiomycetes; Eurotiales; Aspergillaceae
Exons: 3
Coding region: 1-816 (271 amino acids)
Source: RefSeq, a predicted model, not a curated record
AUGUCCAACACAAAUCAACCCCCAUCCAAAAAACCAACCCCAACCCCCCAAAACCACCUCAUCUUCGACCCCUGGAAUAGCAGCGCCACGGGCCACCAACGGGCCGAUUCAUCGACAGGGACCGCAUGGCGUCGAACAAGAGAAGAGAAGCUGGCUCAACAGUUCAGUUCCGCGUCGGGCGACUGUACCGAUUCCCCGAGGGAUGGUACAUCGCAUCGCAACAAAGCAGAGAAAGGGGAGUGGGUAUGGUCUUAUACGAGUCGCGCAGAGGAAUCAAGGGAUGAUGCAGCAGGACAGCGGGAUAUCCGGUCCAUGAUGCGCGUGGGGAAGCGGUCGAGGGAUGUGUCUGACUCCGGAAAGGAUCGGGAUUCGAAGUUGUUGAAGGGUUCGAAAGUUGCCGGGUUGGUGGUGAAUGCGUCGCCAGGUUCUUUGGAUCAGUUGUCGUCGUCGUCGUCGUCGUUGUCGUCAUUAUCGACCGAGGUCAAGGAACACUUACCAUCGACUGUCUCGGAUCACUAUUUGAAACGGCUCCUUACAAUGCAUGGUGCUGCCAUUUCGCUGUCGCUUUCGAGGAAGGUCUCCCAUGUUAUUGUUGCGAAGCCUAAUACGGGGCGUGGGAUGGGUGCCGGUGGGGGACUUGCGGCUUCGAAGUUACAGAAGGAGAUCUCGCGGGGUGGGUGGAAAGGGAUCAAGGUCGUUUUCGUUGAAUGGGCUCUGGAGAGUAUCGAGGCUGGGAAGCGGUUGUCUGAGGCUAGGUUUGCAAUGGAUAUCAUGCCAAAGGGGCAAAGGAGUGUUCUGUCUUUUACUGGGAUCUGA